AUGAAUCCAAUCCAAGAUUCGGAAAACAUGGACCCGACGAGGACGAAGAAACGAAACGCUUCCGCGCAGUCCCUCGCAACGACGACGCAGAAGAAACACCAACGGCAAGGCGAGAAGCACCCGUUGUCCGAUUAUGCCGCCGGAUCAAUCACUAAAAUCGUUUUAUCAAACUUCAUGACGUAUUCCUCCGUCUCGUUGACGCCUGGUCCAGAUUUGAACGUGUUGAUUGGCGCGAACGGGACCGGGAAGUCCAGUUUCGUUUGCGCGAUUGCGUUAGGCUUGAACGGUAAAACGGAUUUGUUAGGACGAGCGAAAGAGCUGUCGGAAUUCGUGAAAAGAGGCGAGACGAAAGCGACGAUUGAGAUUACCUUGAAAAGAACCUCCGGCGGAGGCGACGAGGUGGACGUGGUGAAAAGAACGCUGACGAAAGCAAAAGGCGGGACGAAAGCAAACACGGGUUCCGCGUGGCACAUCAACGGGCAACCGUCGAAUUCGGCCGAAGUCGACUUGUUGGUAAAGGGAAAGCAUCACGUCGAAUUGGGGAACUUGACGAACUUUUUACCGCAAGAUAAAGUGGCGAGUUUCGCCGGAUUAUCGGAAACGGACAAGUUGUCGACGACGGAAACGACGGUAAAUAACGGAGAGUUGUGGAAGUUGCACGAAGAGUUGAUCGCGAAGAAAGAAAACAUUCGCAACGAUGAGCGGAGAUUGUCGAUGUUGCAGCACAGUUUAGAUCAAAACACGCGAAGUUUGCAGACGUUGUCCGCGGACAAGGAAAAAGUGGAGAAACAGCAGGAGUUUCAAACGAAAGCGGAAGAAUACAAGAUGAAGAUUCCGUGGAUCAGAUUUGAAAAGAAGAAAGUGGAGUUUAGCAAAAUCAAAGAAAAGUACGCCGAAUCGAAAGAAAAGUUGAGAGGUUGCCUUAAAGAGAAAGAAAUCGCGGCCAAGCCGGUAAAGGAACUGGAAGUUUUAGAACACAAGAUGGGCAAGGAAUACAGCGUGAAAAAGAAAGCGACGAUGGACGCUCAGGUUAAAGAGCGCACCGCACUCACGAAAUUGAGAGGUUUGGGAACGACAUACGACGAUAAAGCCGGGCUGCUCUCUUCGGCAAACAGAAAAGAGAAGGAUGCGGAAAAAACCGUGAACAGAAUUAAGGCCGAUAUUAAGAAUAUUACGCAAGCGAUGAGCGAAAUCCCUGAGGUUGCCGAUACAAACUUGGAUUUGUUGAAAACCUUGAAGGCGAAAUACGAAAGCGUACGAAAAGAUCGGAUACCGCUUGAUACUCGUAUUGACCAGGCGUCCAUGAGAUUGCGGCCCGCGGAACAGAGGGUGAGAAACUUAGAAAUCCGCCAAUCGGAUUUGGACAGCGUUCGCGGAAAGAAAUUGAAAGCUUUGACGCAUGCGCACAGAAACGCAAUCAAUAUGACGGAGGUCGAUAAGGAAGUUCGCGAUUUGGCGAAAAGAUUGAACAAAGAGAAGAAGCUCAAAGGACCAGUUUUGUGCGAAAUUGAGUGCAACAAUCAAAACAACCAGACGUUCUUACAAAAACAUCUCGGGCUUUCGAUGUUGUCGAGCUACGUCAUCGAUGACGACCAAGAGUUGCUGGGCGCGAUUAAUAACCUCUUCAAAACGAAAAGAUGGCAUUUGAUGUGCAACAACCAAACGGACACGAAUGAGCACGUGAGAGGCGCGAACUUUAAGAACGAGUACAAAGCCUAUGGCGUUUCGGAAACGUUAGAUUUGACGUUUACGGCGCCAAACUGCGUCAUGAAGACCUUGGUCGCUUUGAAUCGCGUAGAUAAAGCCGCCAUCGCCGACGUGAAAGUCAUGGACGCUGCGAAGUACCAAGAAAUGGUCAACUCGAAGCUCGGGAAGAUUGGCCAAGUGUAUACGACUAAAAACGUCUUUAUUGAACUCAGAUCGAGGUACAAUUCGAAAGUUACGUUUGAAACGGAAGAAAUGAGACCGCUAAAUUUCAGACUGUUUGGCGCACAAGUGGACAGAGAGGACAUGGAAAAGGUGAAGAGAGAUUUGGCGGAGGCCAGGUCGCAAGUCCAAGAACUUCAAAAAGACCAGAAUGAUAUCGUUGAACAGUCAAACGCGCUCAAAAGGCGAGAGAUGGAAGCCGAAAGAGCGUGGCGAGAGGAAAAAGCGCGAUUGAACAAACCGAAGUCAGAUAAACAAAGAUUAGAGGCAAAGCUAAGAAGUUUGCAAGAAUCGUACAAACUGGCAAAAGCGAACACGAACCUCUCGGCGACUCGCGAACAAUUAAAAAAGUCUCUCGCGACUCUCGCGACGCAACGCGCGCAACAAGUGCAGACAUACGUCGCCGUUUUAGAUGCACUCUUUGCGGCGAGAAAGGAACAGGACUUGGCCGAGUUGAAGUAUACUGAUACAAAGAUACGCUUGAUGCACUACAAGAACAUUGAAGCCCAAGUCAGGGACGACUGUGAUAAGGUAGCCGAUGCGCACGACGAAAUUACUGAAAAGAAGCAACGAAGUGCUCGACAAUGCAAAGAAGCGAAGGAAGAAGCCGAUGCCGAAGCACCGCUCACGGAAGAGUUGAAAAAGAAGAUGGAAAGUAUGCCGGACGAUGAAGACGAGCUGUUGAAGGAGGUUGAACUUUGGGAAGAAAAAGCGAGCGCUGUUGUGUGCAACAAUCCAACCGCCAUGCAGCAAUAUAAGAAGUACGAAGCCGAAAAGAAAGACCUGAAAGAGAAAAUCGCAGCACUCGCACCGACCGUGAAUGGCGGACAAGAGGUCAUCAAAGGACUCAAGGAGCAAUGGUUACCGCAGCUCCAGAAGGUUCUGGGGGAAAUUUCGGUAGCGUUUCACACAAACUGCCGACAAGUUGGUAUCCACGGAGAAGUCAGACUUCGCGAACCCGACGAUCCAGAUGAGUUCUCACAGUACGCGUUGGAUAUUCACGUCAAGUUCCGAGAAGGUGAACCAUUACACGCGCUCGAUAAGAAUAGACAAUCUGGUGGCGAACGCGCCGUUGCGACGAUGUUGUACCUCAUAUCGCUCCAAAAUCUGACAAAAUGUCCAUUCCGCGUCGUUGACGAAAUUAACCAAGGUAUGGAUCCGAAGAAUGAACGAAAAGUGUUCAAACAAAUGGUGGACUCGGCGUCGGAACCGUCGACCCCGCAGUGCUUUCUCCUCACGCCAAAGCUGUUGAAUGGGUUAGAAUAUAACGACAACGUCACAGUUUUGUGCAUCUUCAACGGGUACCGACCUGGAGCUGGUCUCCAUCUCCAAAGCGAAUUGCAACCGUGCACUCCGUAG
This is a messenger RNA of Bathycoccus prasinos, 3285 nucleotides long. Its product is annotated as structural maintenance of chromosomes protein 5. Lineage: Eukaryota; Viridiplantae; Chlorophyta; Mamiellophyceae; Mamiellales; Bathycoccaceae. Bases 1 to 3285 code for a protein of 1094 amino acids. Gene Ontology annotation, biological process: double-strand break repair via homologous recombination. Gene Ontology annotation, molecular function: ATP binding; ATP hydrolysis activity. The transcript has a single exon. The record is from RefSeq and is a predicted model, not a curated record. Gene Ontology annotation, cellular component: Smc5-Smc6 complex.